This is a messenger RNA of Condylostylus longicornis, 2811 nucleotides long. RefSeq lists its product as uncharacterized. The transcript has 3 exons. The record is from RefSeq and is a predicted model, not a curated record. Lineage: Eukaryota; Metazoa; Arthropoda; Insecta; Diptera; Dolichopodidae. Bases 341 to 1996 code for a protein of 551 amino acids.
GUUUGUUCUUAUUUUAAUUUUAUAUUUUAACCGUUAUAUGAUUUUAGAUUAAAAUAAUUACAAAAUAUAAUAAUAAUGAAAAAUUUUUGGAUAUGAGUAAUAAAUUCUGUUACGUAAUUUUCUAAGAAAAGACCUUAAAAAUUUAAAAUAGAUUAAAAGAAAAAUAAUUAAAAAAAAAUAAUAAUUAAUUUUUAUACGUUUAUUAAAUUAACCCUUUAGUGGAAUUUGGGUGCGAGACUUAAAUAAAAUUAUUUUAUUGAAUGUUUUGUGGUGGUUUUUAAAAACCACAUUAAAAUUUGUGAAACAAUUAAAAUUAGUGUUGAAAUAAAAAAAAGACAGAAUGUUGAGUUGUGUAGGUGAUUGUGGAAAUUGGUUAGGUGGAAUAACCCCAAGAUUUAUAGCAACAUUUACAUUUUUACCAUGUGGUCUAUUAAUGGGUUAUUCAAUGGCGGCAUUUUCAAUUGAUCGAGAUCAUUUAAAUGAUUUUCUAUAUUAUGGACCAUUAAUAUUGGGUUGUUUAAUUGCAUUAAUAAUGGCGUCUGUUUAUGUUGCAACAAAAUUUUGGCGUAAUAAAAUUUUAUUCUUUCAUUUUGAAGUUUUUAUUGCAACAGGUUGCAUAAAUAUUAUUGCCAGCAUAUUGUUUUUUAUUGAUAAUUUAGAUAUUUAUGGGUCUUAUAUUGCAUUUAUAGCAUAUGGUAUGACAUUUAUAAGUGCUUUAACAUAUUUAAAUAUAAUUUCAUCGAAAAAUAAUCGGACAAUAAUUUUAUCGAUAUGUUUUGUAUGGUAUUUAUUUGGUAUUGCAUCAGCUAUAUCAUUGAUUGGUGUAAAUGUUAAACUUGAAGAUAAUCGUAACAACAUAACAACAACAACGACAACUAUAAAAUCUAUUAUAAAUAAUGUUGAAAAAUUUGAUUUUAAUUUUGAUAAUAUAACAAAUAAUUUUGAAAAUAUUACAAAUAUUAAUGAAAAUAUAACAAAUUUUAAUGAAAAUAUUACAAAUAUGAUUGAAUCAAAUUAUGAUUUAAAAUAUGAAAAAUAUAUUGAUAAUAGAAUUAGAUUAACAUCAAAUAUUAAUACUGAUGGUAUUUAUCAAGGAAUGGCCGGUUUAUAUUUAACAACAUCAAUAUUAAUUGUUAUAAUAUUGUCAAUUAUUAAAAUUUAUAAUUAUUUAGGUAAUUUAGAUUAUAAAAAAAGUUUAGAUUAUGAUAUUUUUAUUGCAAAUUCAAAUGAAACAAUAUUUGAUACAAGAUCCGAAGUUAUUAAACAAACAAAUUUCUUUUAUGUUACAAAAAGUAAACAAUGGCUAGUCUCAUUCAUACUAUUAUUUUGUGAUUCAAUACAUUUUUCAUUUUUUGUAUAUAUUUUGUCAUGGUUUAUAUUUAAUCCAGCAAUUUCAUUAACACACAAUUUUAAUAAUUAUGGUUUAAUAUAUUGGAUUGUAUUUUUUGGUUCAAUUGUUGGUGUAAUUUUAUUAUUUUUUAUUAGUAUAAAAAUGAUAUUUGUUAUAUCAACAUUAUCACAAAUUCUUUUAUUAAUAUUAGGUAUGAUAAUACGUAAUGAAUCUUUAAUACCAUUAUGGAUUGUAUGUUUUUUAUAUGGUAUGAAUUUUUCAAAUAUUAAAGUAUUAGUAUUAGAAACAGCACAUUUAAAAUUUUCUGAAUUAAUGAUAUUUAUAUCAUGUACAACAAAAUUAUGUUCGAUUGGUGUUAUUAAUGUUAGUUUUAUGCGUGAUAUAAAUAAUUCAAUAUUUUAUCGUGAAGAUUCAGCAACAUUAAUUGCACAUUGUUUAGCAUUUAUAACAAUAUCAUCAUUAAUAACAAUUAUUGUUACAAUUAAAGUACCAAGAACAUAUAAAAAUUCAUUAUUUGAUAUACAAAAUUGUUUACUUGGUAUUAUAUUUAAAAAACAUCAAAUUGAACAAUUAAAUAUGAAAUAUUUAAGUGAUGGUACAAUCCCAACAAUAUCUCGAAAUGUUGAUACACCAUCAUCAACCUAGCAUAUAAUUAUAUUUGAAAAUAAUAUACAAAGAGAGAAAAAAAAUAGAGUAUGUCAAAAAGAUGAAUGACAUUAAUUAUAGUAAAUAUUAGUCUAUUUAAACAAAAUAAUCAAAUUGAAAAUUUUUUUUUUAUUUCUUUUAUAAAUUUAAAUAAAAAUUGAAAUUAAUUUUUUUCUUCUUGAAUUUUUGACAGUUGCAUAUUAGAUUUAUUUAAAAAAAAACAAUUAUGAUUUUAUAAAAUGUUUGAUUACAAAUGUAUAUUACGUUAGGACAUGUUGUAUGUGUGGUAUUGAAAGUUAACAAAUAAAUGAAUUUUUUUUUAUAGAAUGAUCAUUUUCUUAUUUGCAAUAAUAGUUUUUUGGUUCAUAAAUAACAAAAUUUUAAAUAGCAUUAUGUAUCUUAUUAAUUAGUCUAACAUGUUUGAAUCAAUACACAACAUGUUUGAAUGCAAUUAAAUUGUGACUUAAAUUUUGCUAUCUAUAACUAAAUCUUGUAUGUAUAAGAGAUUACUAAUAUUAGAAUUAGAACUAUAUUUUUUAUAUAUAUACAUAAUAUGUUUUCUUGCCUAUUAAUUGAGUAAAAAUUGUGGAAAAUUUAUAUAAUAUAAUUAAUAAACACAAUACACUACGAAAUUUUAUUAUAAUAUUUCUUAAUUUUGUAUACUUAUUGAACUAUGUACAUGUGUAGGCGUUUAUGUCAAUUAAUUUUCUACGAAAUUUGAAAAUUUUUUUUUUGGUAUUGAUAUUUUAUUACAAAUGUAGAUUAAAAUUUAAACUACAGGUUAAAUACAGGUUAAAUAUUAGAGUUUUGUCGAA